Pseudomyrmex gracilis is the source of this 1143-nucleotide messenger RNA. RefSeq lists its product as uncharacterized. NCBI's taxonomy places the organism in Eukaryota, Metazoa, Arthropoda, Insecta, Hymenoptera, Formicidae. The record is from RefSeq and is a predicted model, not a curated record. The coding region runs from base 338 to 682 and encodes 114 amino acids. The transcript is spliced from 3 exons.
AACAGUCUUCGUCUUCUUUCCUCAAACGCUCUCCCUUCUCUCAUCACACUCGCCACCUCCAUUCUUCUCUUUGUUCCUUCGACGCUGCUUGCUCUACCUUUUCGUUGCUCUCAUUGACGUCUCACUAAGCAUAUUGUACGGCCACCGUUGUGUGGCCGAUACUGCCGACAGUUUACCUCGGUAUCUCGAUAAUACAGUUGACGCAUGGUGGUCAAAAAGUGCUCCGAAUACCAGAUCACAUUUUUGUCGGUUUUCUUUUCUCUGGUGAUCUACAAGACUUAAGAAACGCAGUAAACACAUUUAAGAUUAUUUUCUCUAUUACAAAAAAAAGUGAAAGAUGGAAACGCACAUCAGAAGUGUCAACAGUGAUAACAUAGCACCAACGGAAGCGUAUGUUCCUACGUCAGAAAUAGCAAUCACCCCCGAAGAAGAGGACGCGAUCGUGACGUUGGUAGUCGUUGUAAUCGGCAUCGUCAUCGCCAUAGUGGUGUUAUUCGUGAUGGGUAUCUUCAUAGACUGCAAACACCAAAAAGCAGAUUCUUUGAAGAAAAAGAAACUAAGAUUGAAAAUGCCACCAUUAGCAAGAGGAAGGCGGAAAGAUGACUCAAAAACCUUAGCCUCGGACAUGUGUCCUAACGGUAUUAGCGAUACUGCAUUUAAAACAAGAGAUGAGAUAGUUUGAUAUCUAAGAGAAAUCAGUUUAUUUUGUUAUCGCGCACAAAGACUCUCUUUAAAGAAUAUCUCUGAAGAAUACUGAACGUUCUCUGUUUUAUAUAUGAUUAUGAACAAUAAUUAGAAGAGUAAAAGAAAUAUCUCUGUUAUUAUUUUUUUAAGAGAUAUAUUUACUAUUUAUCGAAGAUAUAUAUUUUAUGUGAUAUGUACUUUAUAAAUACAAUAGCAAAAAAUUUGAAUAGACGAAGCAAUUUAUGCAGUUAGAUCUAAUUAAAGUACAACGCGCACUUGUCUUGAUAAAAAACACUAUCAAAUAGCUUUCUAAGAAAUCGAUUUAUUUUGAAAUAUCAUAGUUUAAAAAACUAUGUAUUUGUGAUAUUAUGGUCCAAGACGAUUGUGCGGCAAGUUAUUUUUUAAAUAUUUUAAAUAAUUGAAAUGUGUGCAAAUAAAUAAAAUAAUGUAUGUACAUGC